Messenger RNA from Medicago truncatula (barrel medic), 1104 nucleotides. RefSeq lists its product as uncharacterized. Lineage: Eukaryota; Viridiplantae; Streptophyta; Magnoliopsida; Fabales; Fabaceae. Bases 395 to 844 code for a protein of 149 amino acids. The record is from RefSeq and is a predicted model, not a curated record. The transcript has 3 exons.
AACAAACCCUAACAAUGGUGGAGAGCCCCACAUAUCCGUGUGGAAGAGAGGGUCCCUCAGGAUCAGUAUUUAUUUGCACAAUGAAAUAGGAUUAAUGGCUGGAUAUACUUUUUACAUUAGAUGAAUGGAUGGGAUGAUGCCACGCAGUUACCUCUUAGUUUUGCUCCUAUUUUCCAUUUCAAAAUAAAAAGUAUAAUUCAUAGUCAACAGUCGUAGAUUUCUUCUUAAUGGAUAAAAAGGAAUGUUGUUGAAAAAUUUAAAUGAUACAAAUAAUCAAUAUAUUUGAAAAGAAGGAAAAUUAUAUUUCUUAAUUGGGAUGGUGUUUGGAGGCUGCGGGUUCCUCCGAAGGUUAAAAAUUUAAUAUGGAGAAUGUGCAGAGAUUGUUUGCCGACACAUGUUGGAUUUUAAGAUAAAGCAGUGCAUUGCUCUACUAAUUGUGUCACUUGCAACAAACCGUUUGAAAACCUUAACGAUGUUAUUUUCAAUUGUUCUUUUGUUGCGCAGGUGUGGCAUAGAAGCGAAAUUGGCGAUACGAUUAAUAGUGUGCACAACAACACAUCUUCGGCAACAGAUGCAAUAUUAUCUACCAUUUAGGAACUUUCGCGAGACAAUUCCCAAAGGUUUGCAGCUCUCUUGUGGAGUUUAUGGAAGCACUACAAUCUAUAGCUACGCUAAGAUGUCGCAUGUGCUUCCACAACACACGCUUACUACAUUUACCUCAAGUGCAUCUAGUGUUGUUUUCUCUCCCACCAUUCAGAACAACGAAGUUACUUCAGUGAUCCCGGUUACCCAUGUGUGUCCUAUUCCAGUGGGGGGAAGCCUUGGGUCUCUUUUAUUCGCAUGAAUGGAUGGGUUACAUGGGUUUUGACAAUAUUAAUUUCUCUUUGGAUUCCAAGACUGAUACUGAUGCGUUUAAUGGUCAUCGCGUUAACAUCAUAGAGUUUGCCCAGGUUCUCUCUACAUGCCGCCGUCUCUUCAACACCAAGUUUACCAACUCUAAGGUCGAGUUUACUCGGAGACAAGUCAAUGAGGAAGCUCACCAUUUAGCAGGGGUGGCCGCAUUAUUAGCCAGUCCCAUUAUUUAUACUAAUGUACUUCGUUAUA